Scleropages formosus (Asian bonytongue) is the source of this 3190-nucleotide messenger RNA. RefSeq names its product atypical chemokine receptor 3-like. Lineage: Eukaryota; Metazoa; Chordata; Actinopteri; Osteoglossiformes; Osteoglossidae. Bases 292 to 1374 code for a protein of 360 amino acids. Gene Ontology annotation, biological process: chemotaxis; vasculogenesis; G protein-coupled receptor signaling pathway. The transcript is spliced from 2 exons. Gene Ontology annotation, molecular function: G protein-coupled receptor activity; chemokine binding; coreceptor activity. Gene Ontology annotation, cellular component: membrane. The record is from RefSeq and is a predicted model, not a curated record.
UUUUUUUUGUUUCACAACAAACGCGCCCUCGGCGCGGCCUCGAGGGGCGUUGCGACUCGCGGUAUAUGAACAAGUGCGAGAGAGGUGGAACCCGCCGUGGCCGCACGACGCCGAGCACAGCGCGAGCACAGCGCGACAGCGCGAGGACAAACGCGCCACACCGCGGAUAACCGUCAGACGUCGGACAGCCCGGGAACGCGCCGAUCCGGCACACGGGGGUCUAGUGACUACUGCGCUUCUUCAGCAGCACUACAGUGGACGCUUUUGACAGACACCAUCCAUCUGAGCAAGAUGAGUCUGAGUAUGAGUGAGCUGAUGGACAUAUUUUCAGAAGACAUGAACUUCACUGACCCGGAUUCCAACAUGUCCCACGUGGAGAUGCUGAUGUGUUCAACUAGCAUCAACGCUGCGGCUGUGCUGUACGUUAUAUCCAUCCUUUACGUCUUCAUCUUCAUCAUCGGCCUGGUGGCCAAUUCGGUGGUGGUCUGGGUGAACCUGCGGGCAGAGAGAAGUCACCACGAGACCCACCUGUACAUCCUGAACUUGGCCGUUGCCGAUCUGUGCGUGGUGGCGACUCUUCCUGUGUGGGUGAGCUCCCUGCUGCAGGAAGGACACUGGCCCUUCGGCGGGGCCAUGUGCAGGAUCACACAUCUGGUGUUCAGUGUCAACCUGUUUGGCAGCAUCUUCUUCCUCACCUGCAUGAGUGUGGACCGCUACCUCUCAGUGGCGCUAUUUGGCGACUCCCACAGCCAGUGGAAGAAGGUGGUGCGCAGGAUGAUUUGUGUGCUUGUGUGGGUGCUGGCCCUGGUCGCCUCGGUCCCUGACACUUACUUCCUGCAAACCGUCAAGUUGGAGCACUCAGAGAGCACCAUCUGUCGGCCAGUGUACCCACCAGAGAGUGCCCGCGAGUGGAUGGUUGGCAUCCAGCUGAGCUUCAUCGUGUUAGGCUUUGCCAUCCCCUUCCCUGUAAUCGCCAUUUUCUACCUGCUGCUGGCAGGGGCCAUUGCUUCCUCAGCAGAUCAGGAGCGCCGCCUGAGCCACAAGCUCAUCCUGACCUACAUCGUGGUGUUCCUGGUGUGCUGGCUGCCCUACCAUGGGGUUCUGCUGGUGGACGUCCUGUCGCUGCUCGGUGUCCUUCCAUUUAGUUGUGUUUUGGAAAACUUCCUCUAUGUGGCGCUGCACGUCACCCAGUGCUUCUCGCUCAUCCACUGCUGCGUCAACCCUGUCAUCUACAACUUUGUCAACAAGAAUUACCGCUACGACCUUAUGAAGGCCUUCAUCUUCAAGUACUCGACCAAAACGGGCCUGGCCAGGCUGAUCGAUGCCUCCAGGGUGUCUGAGACUGAGUACUCUGCUGUGGAGAACCACGCUUAGCUGGAACAUGCUGAGCUAGCUGUCUCUGAGACUGAGACUGCCUGCAAGACUGAGCACAGUGGCCCAGCUAACUGCUCUGUAUGCAGUUACUGAAAGGUCAGCCAUAACCGAAGCACUAUAGAGACCACAACACUAUACCUUUAUGUAAAAACCUGCAUAUAUGUGUUCCCUUUUUAGUAGAGUGACCUGCGACGGACAACGGUGAGUCUGACCAGCGAUGGGGAGGUUAAUGAAGCACUUCCAGUAAAUUGGAGGUGUCGCCUUCUGGAAAUUGGCGGAGCUUUGCUAAAAUUGCAACGUGGAGGAAAACUUGCAUUUUGUCAGGUAGCAGUUGGAGACAGGGUGGGUGGGGCUUUUGAAUGACCGGGGAAGGGGAGGGGGUUGCUUUUGAAUGGGGGAUACACCGAUUAGAUUGGAGGAGAUAGGGGCUUGUUGUUAAAAGGAGGGGGGCGGGGGACGGUCUCCGAAGGCCGGCAUGGGCCUUGUUGCGCGACAGACAGAUGGCAGCAAUCCCACCCUGUGUUCUGUAGUUAAGUGCAACUCUCUGGGCCUCGGCAGUCGGUCAUUAGUCCUCCGUGAGACUCCAGCUGCCUGGCUGACCCCGAGCGGCUGCUAUUUUGCUGGAGCCGUUUACAGGCAAGGGACGGUGAGGAAUCUGGGCCGGGUGGCGGAACAAACCCAGGAGAUUCCGGAGCUCCAUUCGGAACGAGCGCGGCAGACGGACACGCUUACUCACCAAAUCAAGACCACGAGACUGGGGACUUCAGAAGUCGGCUUUUGUAUUAUUAGAAGGAAUAGAAAUUCAGGUAAUUUAAAACUGUUAGAGCUUUAUAUAGUGUGUACAUAUAUUUUUUUAUUUAUAUAUUCAUGUAUGUGUGUCCUGUAAGGCUGUACAACACAUUUGACAUGGGGAAUGUUGAGUACUGAAUUUAGUGCUGUGUACAGUUGCGGUCGGUUCGUGUCAAGUGCUGUGCUUUCAGAAGUGCGAAAGUAUUCAUGACAGUUAUUUUCCUUUGCAUUUUAGCAUUACCUUUUAAGAAAGAAGUGCUACUAAAGUAGAGUUUAUAUACCCAGGCAAGUCUGUCCAUUACAGCGGGAUCCUGCGUGUCCCCUCGGCUUUCUAGAGUUUGUCCUGCACGCUGUUCUAGUCUGACUUAACAAAGUGCUUAGUCUCGGUGUUUGUCUCUCGCAAUACCUCUCAGGAGGGAGACGUUUAUGCUUUGCGGUACUAUGUAUAGUCAAUAGUACUGAGAAGCAGCAUGGUCACAGAUUCAGCAUCUGCACAGUGAAAUCGUUGUUGUGAAAUCACCUCUGAGAUGCUUAAAUCAGCUCAGAUGGAGGUUUGUUUUCAUGUAAACUCCCCUAAACUUGAUUUAACACUGGGUUUACUGUGGAGUAAACUGAAAAUGAGACAGGACACUUGUACAGAGUACUUACCACACUUUGAAUGAGGUGAGCAACAUCCACUUUGUAUUUAUUAAAAUGCUGAUGUGAGAUGAUGAUGGAGGCGUGGCCCACUGCUCUCUAAAGCACUCUGAGGGACAUAUUGGCAUGGUGACUGUUGGCUUAGUCCAGUGUAAGGAGGGUGUUUGCCUUUUGUGUGUCUUUUCUAUGUCAGUGUCAAAGGGGUGGUUGCAGGAAGCUGCCAGGAUUGCGAAGGUGGUAUGAUGUAAAUGUCUGCUUUGUUCAUUUGCAGCAGCAUCUGAGUUUCAGAAUUAUGGCUGCUCUUCAAGUGUUUCCUUGCAGUCCUUCCCUUUAUUAUCAUGUAAAUAAUACUUUGUGACCUGAUGGAAAGUAAUAAAGAGAAAAAGACAAA